Capsicum annuum is the source of this 603-nucleotide messenger RNA. RefSeq lists its product as uncharacterized. The record is from RefSeq and is a predicted model, not a curated record. The transcript has 2 exons. NCBI's taxonomy places the organism in Eukaryota, Viridiplantae, Streptophyta, Magnoliopsida, Solanales, Solanaceae. The coding region runs from base 1 to 603 and encodes 200 amino acids.
AUGGAGGUAAUUCAUCUGGUGCGGAUACUGGUGCAGCAGUAUAGGGAAAGGAAAAAGGACCUGCACAUGGUAUUUAUUGCCUUGGAGAAGGCAUAUAACAAAGUCCCUACAGAGGUGCUUUGGAGAUGCUUAGAGGGAAAUAAUGAUAUUAAUGAGGAUAUCUCCCAUCGUAUUAGGGGAGGUUGGAUAAAGUGGAGGGUCGCCUCGAGAGUGUUAUGUGAUAAGAAGGUGCUGCCCAAACUAAAAGGGAAGUUCUACAGAGUGGCAGUCCGGCUGGCCAUAUUGUACGGAGCAGAGUGUUGGCCAGUAAAGAACUCUCAUCUUCAAAAAUUAAAGGUGAAAAAAGUACAAAUGUUGCAUUGGAUGUGUGGGCUUACUACGGGUGAUCCGGUUAAGAAUGAAACUGUCUGUGAGACGAUUGGAGUGGCUUUAGUGGAGGACAAGAUAUGGGAAGUUCGACUGAGAUGGUUUGGUAAUGUGAUGAGAAGGGGUAUGGAUGCCCCAAUUCAUAGGUGUGAGAGGCUAGUUUUCGAUGGCUUCAGGUGGGGUAAGUAUAGGCUAAAGAAGUAUUGGAGAGAUAUGAUUAGACGUGACAUGGAAUAG